AUGGCUCAGGCCGCGGCCUACAUGAGCGCCAAGUUUGAAUCAAACUCGGAGGGCAAAGAUUUUAAGCUUUGCUGGAAAGAUAAGGGUGGCCUAACUGUGGGCGCUGAGUUUGUACGAUUCAAGGAAGGGGUCACAAAGGCACAGGCCAUCGAGUCCGCGAUCGUCAACUGGGACAAAUGUGAGAGGGCAAGGGUUGAAAAAUACAACACUGAACUCAUCAUCGCCCUUGCUCGAAUGAGAAUCGUCCGGUUCGCCCGGGAAGGGACUGCACUGCCCCCCUAUAUCCCACAAGAGUUGCGAGUCAACAACAGGACAAUCAAAUGCAAUCCCACCAGCGACGAAUUCGAAGAGCACUACAACAUAAUCAAGGCAGUCCAUGAGGGGCUGAAAGGUCGCAAAAUUGGCCGGCCCAACCAUAUGAUAAUCUAA
This is a messenger RNA of Fusarium oxysporum Fo47, 429 nucleotides long. RefSeq lists its product as uncharacterized. The record is from RefSeq and is a predicted model, not a curated record. The transcript has a single exon. Bases 1 to 429 code for a protein of 142 amino acids. NCBI's taxonomy places the organism in Eukaryota, Fungi, Ascomycota, Sordariomycetes, Hypocreales, Nectriaceae.